UGCCCCAUCAUUGGUGUCAGAGCGAGGAAUCGUGCCCCAUCAUUGGUGUCAGUGGGAGGAAUAGCACCCCAUCAUUGGACAUCAUUGGUGUUCAGUGGGAGGAAUAGUGUCCCAUCAUUGGUGUCAGUGGGAGGAAUAGUGCCCCAUCAUUGGUGUCAGAGCGAGGAAUCGUGCCCCAUCAUUGGUGUCAGUGGGAGGAAUAGCACCCCAUCAUUG
Molecule: messenger RNA, 216 nt
Organism: Staurois parvus
Lineage: Eukaryota; Metazoa; Chordata; Amphibia; Anura; Ranidae
Source: the annotation of a GenBank genome assembly